Messenger RNA from Osmia bicornis bicornis, 1361 nucleotides. Its product is annotated as putative helicase mov-10-B.1. Bases 102 to 1187 code for a protein of 361 amino acids. Gene Ontology annotation, biological process: regulatory ncRNA-mediated post-transcriptional gene silencing. Gene Ontology annotation, molecular function: helicase activity. Gene Ontology annotation, cellular component: P granule; cytosol. The transcript is spliced from 6 exons. Lineage: Eukaryota; Metazoa; Arthropoda; Insecta; Hymenoptera; Megachilidae. The record is from RefSeq and is a predicted model, not a curated record.
CAUAAGUUCAAAAUAUUUUGGUAUGUGCAUCUUCCAAUGCAGCUGCAGAUGAAAUUACAAAAAGAUUAUUAGCUAUACUUCCUUGUAAAGAUAUAUUUCGGAUGUAUGCAACAUCUAAACAUUGGUCAAGUGUAGACAAACAAAUUAAUCAUUCCUCAAAUUUUGUUAAUAACACCGUUCUUUAUUUACCAAAAGAAAUUUUGAUUUUAAAAAAGAUUGUUAUUACAACGUUAGUGACAUGUGUGAGAUUGAUGGCACUCAACUUAAAGAAAGACCAUUUUUCAUAUAUAUUUAUUGAUGAAGCUAGUCAAUGUGUAGAAUUAGAAUCAUUGAUUCCAUUUGCACUUGCAAGUUCACAAAAUAAAAGAGGUGAAGGAAUGUUACAUGCUCAAAUUAUUAUUGCUGGUGAUCCUUAUCAACUUGGACCUGUAAUUCAUUGUAAAAAAAUUGAACACUUGCUUGGAAAAUCACUAAUAGAAAGAUUAAUGGAAUGUGAACCAUACCAAAAAGUAAAUAACGAAUACAAUUCACGUUAUAUAACAAAAUUAAUUCGAAAUCAUCGUAAUCAAGAAGCUAUUAUACAUGUACCAAAUAAAUUAUUUUAUGAUAAUGAAUUGUUAUGUUGUACCAAGUCGAACGCAAACAUGCUAACUCUAAAUUGGAUAGAAUUGUCAAAUAAACAAUUUCCUAUCAUAUUUUUUGCAGUUAAAGGCAAAGAAACAAGGGUGCAAAGUGGAAGUGUUUACAACAAACGAGAAAUCGAUGUUAUAACAUAUUAUACAAAAAAAUUGGUACAAGCCAAACUGGGUACACGCAAAAUUACAAAAACAGAUAUUGGCAUCAUAACGCCAUUUAAACAACAAAAAAUUAUGAUUGAAAAAAAUUUUAAGGGAACUAGAUUACAUGGCAUAGAUGUUGGAACAGUAGAAACAUUUCAAGGGCAAGAGAGGGAAAUUAUACUAUUAACUACAGUAAGAUCAAAAGUCUUUACACAUGAUGGUAAAGAACAUAUUGGCUUCUUAUCUAAUCCAAAGAGAUUUAAUGUUGCACUGACAAGAGCAAAGAAUCUUUUAAUAAUAGUAGGAGAUCCAUCUGUUCUUUGCAAAAAUAAAAAUUGGAAUAUUUUAUGGGAGUAUUGUGUAAAGAAUAAUGCUUGUAGCACUGUUGACACAUUAGACCUAAAAUAGAAAAUAUUUCCUAUUUAAUAAACUAAGUAUUGAAACUAAACAACUCCUUGCCAAUGAUUAUUUAAAAUAAAGACUAUAAAAUAAUGUAUUAUCUUUUUAUGACAAGAAUAGUACAUGAUAUGUUAUCUUUGGUUAUAUUUUGUAAAAUUUUAUAAUUUUAUGUAAAUAAAUCUU